AUGGGAGCUACGGAGUCAUCAUCACUAAUCCAGACGAGAACACCAGCCACAUGGGUGUGGAAGUCGGGUGAUAAUCCUUGGUCUGAAACUGAUGAUAGCUGGUGUCAAUAUACAGAUCCUGAAAUUUAUAUGAUCGAAGAUGCUUACCAAAAGAAAAAAAGUAUAGUAGAAAUAGAAGACUAUUGGCUUGAUCUCAAAAAUCUUGUUCAAAUCAAUAAAAAUGACACAAACAAACAAAGACCAAUUAAACGGAUAGAAGUAGGUGAUAAAAGUUCAAGAGUUCGAGCAUCACAACGAUUCGUAUUUCAUGAAACACAAAUUACAAAAAAAUCGUUUAGUCCAGUUGGAAUUUGGGGUUGGUCUAAAUUUCUUGCUGCAGCAGGUUUCCGUGCACGUAUCUCUGAUACUGAAUUAUCAAGCCGAGUUGAAGCUGCAGCUCAAGGCAUCUUAGAAGAAGGAAAAAUACUCAACAGGGAAAAAGACGCCGAGUGGAUGGCAAGAAUCCUGUUAGCAUCAAAAAAUAAACGAGCUAACGAGAUUGGCGAAGUCUGUGUUAGACUAUACACAAUGGAAAGUUUCCUUUAUAGACUCAUCAAUCAGGUGAUGAGAGAUGCAGUAAUAGAGAAAAAGGAGGGAACCAAUGACGCUUAUGAAUUUGUAUUCGAAAGGGACCGAAUCUAUGGUAAAAAUUUAGGACCCUAUUGCAGUUUACUAUUAGGGUACCUUUGGCAACAUUUGACUCAUCGAGAAGUAACCGUCUAUCGAGCUGCUAGAUUGGAACCAGCAAUGAUUGAUGAUUAUCAACAGCACUUAGGUGAAUUUGUUGAAUGGGAUGGUUUUUCAAGCACAACAACAUCAUUUAAUCAUGCAAAAAGUCUCGAAACAAAUGUCAUUUUUCGUAUAAAAAUUCCUUGUGGACCCCAUCCCAGUGUGGAUAUACAAUGUCUAUCAGAAUUUCCUAAUGAAGAAGAAAUAUUAUUACCAGCUGGAACAUGGGUCAAAAUUGAAAAAGUAACAAGGGAUGAAACUUUGGGAGUGAUCAUUAUUGACAUGAUAAAGUAA
This is a messenger RNA of Rotaria sp. Silwood2, 1062 nucleotides long. NCBI's taxonomy places the organism in Eukaryota, Metazoa, Rotifera, Eurotatoria, Philodinida, Philodinidae. The record is from the annotation of a GenBank genome assembly.